UACGUAUUGCACACAUCAGACGCUAGUCUACUCAUUAAACAGUGCGCUAAGGCCAACGAGCACAUGUUACUAACACUUCGUCGCGUACGUUUCUGCACGAUUCGCACACCCGCGUUAAAAUAUUUUAUAAUAACAGGAACAUUUAUUCACAUUAGUUUUCAUUAAAAGAAAAUCAAAUGUUUUAAAUAUCUUAUUUAUUUUAAAUUUUAAAUAAAAUUUGGUUGUGAUGAAACAGUGAAUUUUAUUAGACACAUGAAGAAGCUUAUGUAUUUUUUUAUAACAAAAUAAAAGAUAAUUAAAAAUGUCUCAUUCGGAGAUAAGCAACUUACCUUACAUGAACCAUAUGAUGAACAAUCGGCAACAGUUAAAACCUUAUCCCACUUCAGUAACCGAGCUUUCGGCGAUUUUAAUCCAUGCCCAACGUGACACGCUCAAUGAACGCGCAGUCAACUUGGACACACCUCCUCGAGAAGCAGAGGGGUGCGUAGGGGUGUGCGAAAACCCCGGAGUCGCCCUUAAAAAAGCUCACACCUGCGGCAGCCUAUUCGCCAAAUGCAAUUGUAACAAUAAUGUCCAGUGUACACCUCCCCUUUCUAUACCUAAAAGCAGCUCAAUCUCAACUCCUUUCGCUGCUAAUAAAGAUACUGAUUCUCGUGUUGUACCCAAACGCCUAUCGAAUCCCGAAACAUCAGAAGAAACGAAGAAACCCAACCGGAAAUGUCAUAAACCUUACAAAGCCGAAUCUUUACAACACCCGGAUAUUCCUUACCCCAUCGAACGGGAAAAAGUAAGAAGUAUCAGUUUCUCACAACAAGAUAAACCCGACAUUUCAAAGAAAUCCAUCCAAGCCAAUUUGAAUUACCACAAAUACACCGCUUUAGCUUACGGAAGUCCGGAUAGCUCGGAUCAGGCUCGUAAGUUUUUAGAAGAUUUUGGAAUUUUCGGUCCGAUGGGGAACGGGAUCGCGCCGUUGAGGAAAAACUCGAAAGUUUCUUCGACCGAACUUGACCAAGAUGUAAAACGAGGUUCGAAGGUGAUGUGUUUAGAAAACCAACAACGAAAGAAAUCUCCGGAGAGCGCCGCCAACGGUCAACAUUGUUGCGAGAACUUUAGGAACGCAGUUUCUCGCUUGGAGAGGGAGCUUUCCGAUACCAGAAUCGAGUUGCAACAAGUACGAAGCACUAUGCAGGCCAAAGAAUCUGAAGUAUUAAAAUUACAAAGGGAAAAUCAUAAAUUAAAGAGCGUACUCCAACAAACAACCAAAGGUAUUUAUAAAGAUGGAGAUCUUCUCACCAGUCUUCAAGAGCAACAUGCGAUGGCAAAUAGAGUACCACAAAUUCAUCAGUCUUUGCCAAAUUGUGCUAUAUUAAAGAAACAGGGUGUUUCCGCAGAAUCGAGUGAAACCCACAAUCAACCUUGCGAUAUUUCCAUCGUUAAACAUGAUAAAGAUUUUAGAUCUAAGCAAUUAAUUAAAAAUGCCAUCCUUGAAAACGAUUUUUUGAAACACCUAAAUUCAUCGCAAGUUCGUGAAUUAGUUGAUUCUAUGUAUUCGAGAGAAUUUCAAGCUGGGACGUAUGUGAUUAGAGAAGGUGAAGCUGGAGCGCAUCUUUUCGUUUCAGCUUCGGGUGACUUUGAAGUUGUUAAGGAUAAAAAAGUUUUGGGUAGAAUGGGACCGGGAAAAGCAUUUGGAGAGUUAGCUAUUUUAUAUAAUUGUACAAGAACGGCAUCGAUUAGAGCUUUGGUUGAUUCAAAAGUGUGGAUGUUAGAUAGAAAAGUCUUCCAACAAAUUAUGGUGCGAACGGGAAUGCAAAGACUUCAGGAUAAUGUCAAUUUCCUUCGUUCAGUUCCUUUGUUACAAAAUUUAAGUAACGAAGUUUUAGCAAAAAUCGCGGACGUUCUCGAAGUGGAAAUGUAUCCAGCUGGUACUUACAUAAUACGACAAGGUGCUACUGGAGAUACAUUUUUCAUUAUCAGCAGUGGAAAAGUUAAAAUAACACAGAGAAUUCCAGGAGUCGUUGAAGAACAAGAAAUUCGAACUUUGGAUAGAGGUGAUUACUUCGGCGAACAGGCUCUUUUAAAAGAAGAUUUUAGAACAGCUUCUGUAAUCGCUCUUCACCCAGGAGUUGAAUGUCUUACUCUCGAUAGAGACUCCUUUAUUCAGCUUAUUGGGGAUUUAAGUGAAAUUAAAGAAAAAGAUUACGGGGAUGAGCAGCGGGUUUUAAACAGACCUCUGUGUCAUGGAUUUAAAAAUGAAUUCGAAUAUGAAUACAUCAAAUUGGACGAUUUAGAUGUAAUGGCUACAUUGGGAAUCGGUGGAUUUGGUAGAGUUGAAUUAGUUCAAUAUUGUCGCGAUCCCUCAUUAACAUUCGCGUUAAAGUGUUUAAAAAAACAACACAUCGUCGAUACGCAACAACAAGAACAUAUUUUUAGUGAAAAACAAAUUAUGUUAAGUUGUAGAAGUCCAUUUAUAUGCAGGUUAUAUCGCACAUAUCGUGACAGCAAAUGCGUUUAUAUGCUACUUGAGGCAUGUUUGGGUGGAGAAGUAUGGACGAUUCUUCGAGAUAGAGGAUGUUUUGAUGAUCACACAACCAGAUUUAUCACAGCUUGUGUCGUGGAGGCUUUCGAAUAUCUUCACGUCCGCGGAAUAAUUUACAGAGACUUAAAACCUGAGAAUCUCUUGUUGGACGCAAAGGGUUACGUAAAAAUCGUCGAUUUUGGGUUUUCAAAAUGCAUGGGUUAUAGUAGCAAGACUUGGACGUUUUGUGGUACACCUGAAUACGUUGCACCAGAAACUAUUUUAAAUAAGGGACAUGAUAGGGCUGUGGAUUAUUGGGCUUUAGGAAUUUUAAUGCACGAGUUAUUAUCCGGAAAUCCACCGUUUACUGCUUCGGAUCCUAUGAAAACUUAUAAUUUAAUCCUUAAAGGGAUUGAUAUGAUCGAUUUUGGAAUUCAUAAUAUUUCCCGAUCCGCACAAAGUUUAAUUAAGAAAUUGUGUAGGGAUGCUCCAUCGGAAAGGCUGGGUUACCAACGUGGAGGAAUACAAGAUAUUAAGAAACACAAAUGGUUCCAAUGUUUUGAUUGGGCAGGACUAAGUAGUCAAACCCUUGCUGCACCGAUAAUCCAACCAGUAAGGGGACCUUGCGAUACAACAAACUUUGAUUGUUUCAUUAAAGACAAUGACAUACCACCCGAUGAAUUAUCAGGAUGGGAUGUUGAUUUUUGACCUAUCGCUUCCACCUCAUUUUUUUACACAUUGACGAAUUUCAGUGUGCACCUGUAAAAUUAAACGACAGGGCACAUUUCUCAAGUAUUAUAAUUUAUGUUGCCUAAAUUCGUAUAAAAAAUUAUAAAAAUAUUCAUAAUAGCUCAGACUAUGAUGGUGAUAUACGUAUAUAUUUAAUAUUUUAUCGAAUACGGUAAUGUUUUUUUUUUUGUUUAAUGUUGAUCGAUUGAAAAUGUUUAAAAUAACGUUAUUAUACAGCAGUGUUGUUCAUAUAUUACAAAUCAUGUUUUUGUUUUAAGAUACCAAAGAGAUUUAAAUAAAGUGUAUUUGUAGUAAGAAUGUUGUUAAAUGUAUAUAUUUUAUAAUUAAUAGAACUGUUAAGAGAA
Molecule: messenger RNA, 3609 nt
Organism: Onthophagus taurus
Lineage: Eukaryota; Metazoa; Arthropoda; Insecta; Coleoptera; Scarabaeidae
Product: Protein kinase, cGMP-dependent at 21D
Biological process (GO): protein phosphorylation
Molecular function (GO): cGMP-dependent protein kinase activity; ATP binding
Source: RefSeq, a predicted model, not a curated record